Messenger RNA from Strongylocentrotus purpuratus (purple sea urchin), 2542 nucleotides. RefSeq names its product tRNA wybutosine-synthesizing protein 2 homolog (gene trmt12). The transcript is spliced from 6 exons. The record is from RefSeq and is a predicted model, not a curated record. The coding region runs from base 150 to 2078 and encodes 642 amino acids. Gene Ontology annotation, molecular function: tRNA methyltransferase activity. NCBI's taxonomy places the organism in Eukaryota, Metazoa, Echinodermata, Echinoidea, Camarodonta, Strongylocentrotidae. Gene Ontology annotation, cellular component: cytoplasm. Gene Ontology annotation, biological process: tRNA methylation.
GAUCUGUGAUAUGAUGAAUGCGUGCGUGCUCGCGCUUUACUGUGCACAAACGUAACGUGUAUGUGCGUUGGGUGCUCGCACGCCGCGCGCUCCCCCACGUGCUAUGGAGCUAGAUCGUUAACUUUACGUUACAUCAUCUGCACGACGCCAUGGAAUUUGCACCUUCCGACAAUUCCUUAGCCUUAAUUGUUGAAAUCCAACUGGCACAGCUCGCAAGGAAGCACUUUGAAGAACUAUCAUACUGGGAUGCUAGCAGACGUCUGACGAAAGUUACCAAUGACCACAUAGCCAUCCCUGUUAAUGCUGAGUGUAGACAGGCCUUGCUGAGCACAGAGAGACUGCACAGAAAGGACUCAUUUCUUCAUACAUCACAUAAUAACAGAGAUGGUGAUGAAGGAUCAAAGAUGGGAACACACCAGUCUGCAGGACUUGCUGAGCCAACCUCUUCAGAGAGUGGUGUACAAUCAAAUAAAAGGACACAGACUGAUCCACCGUGCUGCCGUGCUUCACUUGAGAAAGUGCAAACUACCACUCUACCAUACCUAGAUGUAGCAAAGCCAUCAGAGAGUGGUAGCAGACCCCUUCUUCCAUCAGCUUCAGAUGAUGCAGGUGAGGGUUUAUGCCUGAAGAGUGGUAUCAAACACUCCAUCAGCUCAGCACAUGGACACUCACAGGUUCUCUGGAGUGGAAGACUGUUAGACAUUGAAGCGAAGCUGGUUUGUAUGGACCUACCCCUCUCAAGGAAAGCCAAACACACUACACCUUAUGAUAGGCUAAGAAGGAUGGUAGAUGGAUGGGUGAAGGAAGGAGCGCUGCAUUGGAAGGAGGAGUUAGCAAAGGAGAUCCCUAACCAUUGGGAGAGGCAUGGAGAUCUAGUGCUGCUGCCUUCCUCUUGCUUUCAACAUCCUGCAUGGACUGCUGUGUCAGACAUAUGGUCCUCAGUGGCUACCACUUUAAACUGUACAAGGAUUGCCAGAAGAGGGCGUAUUCAAUCCGAUGACUUCAGAUCUCCCAGAACGGACCUCCUUCUAGGAUCAGAUUCAUCCGUGGAGCACAGAGACAACGGAAUCAUCUACACGUUUGACAUUCGCUACAGUAUGUUUUCAUCAGGUAACAUCACAGAGAAGCUGAGGAUAGCUAGUCUAGAUUGCUCCAACGAGACAGUGGUUGACUUAUAUGCAGGUAUAGGCUACUUCACACUGCCAUACCUAGUGCAUGCUAAGGCUAAGCUUCUCUAUGCCUGUGAGUGGAACCCACAUGCUGUCAAGGCCUUGCGUACAAACCUCAAGCUCAACGGUGUGAACGACAGGUGUAUCAUCCUAGAGGGAGACAACAGAAAGGUGUGUCCAGUAGGAGUUGCAGACAGAGUGAACCUCGGGCUCAUACCAUUAUCGGAGCAGGGGUGGCCAGUGGCCUGUGCAGCAUUGAACCCUGUUACUGGAGGUGUACUGCACAUACAUGGUAAUGUAGAUUCCUACCCUCAUAAGGAAUGGAGCGAUCCAAGUGAUAGUAAGUGCUUGGAUAUUUCUUCUAGCAACCCUGAUCCCUGUAGUGAAGACUACACAGUGAGUAGUCUCACAGAGGAGUGUGUGUAUGAAGAAGUAACGUCUGCCUGUGGAAGGACUGCAGCUCAUCUUCAAGGUGAAUCAAGAGACUUUUCACCAGUAAUGGCUGAAGACAUGUUGCCUGUAGACAGUAUGGCAUGCUCAACACACGGUGAGACGGGUGACACUCUUCAAGGAGAAUCCGGUAGUGACAGGGACAACUCUUCCUCCUCCUCAUCAAACAAAGAGUUGAAUGUAAGAGGGUUAGAGUUGAGAGAAGAGUCUCAAGGUACCGACCAGGGAAUCUGCGUAAGUGAUGUAUUUGAUAAGAAGUUAUGUGAAAACUGUUCUGAGUUCAAGCAAGGGAAAUGGGUGGAGUGGGGCUGUCAUGCAGUGAAGACAAUCAAGGAACUCCUGUGUGAGCAGCAUGGUAAUAAUUGGAGUGUGAAGAUGAUGCACAUAGAGCAUGUCAAGUCUUAUGCUCCUCAUAUUCAUCAUCUUGUUCUUGAUUUAAAUUGUCAACCAAUCUCAUGACAGGAUUUGUAUUAUCAUGCUACUAUGUAGGGACUUGUGCCUCAUUAAUUGUUUUAUUAUCAUGCUACUAUGUAGGGACUUGUGCCUUAUUAAUUGUUUUAUUAUCAUGCUACCACGAAGGGACUUGUGCCUCAUUAAUUGUUUUAUUAUCAUGCUACUAUGUAGGGACUUGUGCCUCAUUAAUUGUUUCUUUUCUUUAGAAUGACAGCUGUACCACGGUAACUAAUGCCAUAAAGUCUGUUAGUAUAUUUUUUAUUUUAAUGUAGAGCAUUCAACAUAAGACAUUUAAGAAAAUAAGUACUACAUCUUGCUUCUCUUGUAAAAAACUAUGUAUUCAAAAUCUAUAUAAGUUGUUCUCAAUAUGUAAAGAAAGGCUUUGCCCCAUAUAAUAUGCAUGAUUACCAUGGCAACUGGAUACACAAAGCUCAUGUGUUGGUACAUUAUAGCUUACUACUGCUUAAAAA